AUGAAAGAAGGUCCAGAGGAGUUAGCUGUGAGCUCUCGUCGCAAGAGCGAUGCAUUGGCUAGUCGAGCGAGUCGAGUGAGUCUACAGUGGUCGGUGCCUUCGUUGGAAGGUAAACCGCCGAGCGCUCGGGGUGGCCACUCAGCGGUGUUAGCAGGGACUCACCUGUUAAUCUUUGGAGGUCACUACUUCGGUAGUGCAGGCGGGUUUGUGUACCUGAACGAUUUGCAUCGCCUAGAUCUUGGAACUUCGUCUUGGGCUGAGGUGGUCUUCCCAAAGGAACAACCACGUCGAGAGCGGGUUGAUGAAGGUGAAGCUGAUGCAGUUGUGCUACCAGCUCCACGAUACGGUCACUCAGCAAUACUGUUGAACGAUAACGAGCGUAUGUUCGUCUUCGGAGGUCGCGGUGCACAAGGCGAAGCCUUUCGAGACAUGUUCUUCUUCGAUCUGAACGCCAUGGCUUGGCAACAAGUGCAGUGGACCACGGACUGUCCUGCUGGUCGCUAUGGUCACGCAGUCGCGUCGGUAGAUGACGAGAAAAUGUUCGUCUUCGGUGGUUGGGACGGCAAGAAGAGCAUGAAUGAUCUCUGGGUCUUCGACUCGACCACCUUCACUUGGCGUCGACCGAAAUGUGCGGGUAAACCACCCACUGCACGCCAAAAUCUGUCGAUGGUAGGGCUCUCCAACAACGAAGACAGUCCGCCAUCUCUCCUCCUGUACGGCGGAUACACUGUGAUACCCGAUACACUGCCAGUGUACAACAAGGACGUGUACGUCUUCGACGUUGCAGCGAUGGCCUGGAGUCGUCCCAGACUUGUCGGUGAGUACCCACCCGGCACAUUCGGCCAGUCAUUGAACCUUGCAGGCGCUGGCAGUGGAGCUGAGCUAGCAGUGAUGCUUGGUGGCUGGUCCGGUACUGAGCGUACGCCGCUGUACAUGGGAGACAAGCAACUUCGCGAGCUUGUUCGACAAGAGAGUCGAGAGCAACGUCUCGUCAGUAGCAACAACCAACGUGAACAGAAGCGGAAGAAGCGUGAACGGAAGAAACAACACGAACGAGACCUUCGUACCACCUCCUCGUACGCGCGAGUACUGGACGUGCAGAACAUGGAGUGGCAUCGUGUGACUGCGUAUGGCGUAGCUGUGGCAAACCGCUACGGCCACACAUCGACUCUGGUUGGCCCUCAUCUUUUCCUCUUCGGCGGUUGGGAUGGCAAUCGAGCUCUUAACCAGCUCGUGGUCGGUGAACUCUCCAUCGCUCCAGAACCUGAACCGACCGAGGACUUCUCGAUACACUAA
Phytophthora nicotianae INRA-310 is the source of this 1296-nucleotide messenger RNA. RefSeq lists its product as hypothetical. NCBI's taxonomy places the organism in Eukaryota, Oomycota, Peronosporomycetes, Peronosporales, Peronosporaceae. The transcript has a single exon. The coding region runs from base 1 to 1296 and encodes 431 amino acids. The record is from RefSeq and is a predicted model, not a curated record. Gene Ontology annotation, molecular function: protein binding.